Molecule: messenger RNA, 1597 nt
Organism: Corticium candelabrum
Lineage: Eukaryota; Metazoa; Porifera; Homoscleromorpha; Homosclerophorida; Plakinidae
Exons: 4
Coding region: 23-1597 (524 amino acids)
Biological process (GO): proteolysis
Molecular function (GO): aspartic-type endopeptidase activity
Source: RefSeq, a predicted model, not a curated record
UAUAGCUGGAAGAUCCAUUGAAAUGAUCGUGGACACGGGGGCAAGCAUCACUGUCAUUUCUGAAGAUGUGUAUGUGUACAAGGCAGAGGUAGCCCAUAUCAAGUUACAGAAAAGCACUGUAAAGCUCCAGUCCUGCUGUGGCAAGUUGUUGAAAGUACAAGGCGAAGCAACUGUAUCCGUCCGUUAUGGUGAGCAGGAAUUUUGUGACAAGCUAGUAGUUGUGGACGCACCAGGAAAACCAGCUGUCUUGUGGAGGAUAUGGCUAACGAAGAUCUUCUUGGACUGGAAUACCUUAUUUGGCAUCCAGUAUGAGGGUCACCUGGAUGCAGUUUGGGAGUUCCCCAACGUAUUCAAGGAAGGCAUGGGCAAAUUCCGGGAAUUCAAGGCGAAAAUUGAGCUGUCUCCAGACGCAAAGCCACUCUUCUAUAAACCAAGACCGGUACCUUUUGCACUUCAGGAGAGGGUCUGUGAGGAGAUUGAUCGUCUAGUCAGUGAGGACAUUCUUCAACCUGUCGAACAGAGUGCUUGGGUGUCACUGAUAGUCAUUGUAUGCAAGGCCGAUGGAGGAAUACGCCUUUGCGGUGACUAUAAGGUGACUAUACAUCUGUACCUCGACCAUGGUCAGUAUCCGACUCCCAAUGCCGAGGACCUCUUUGCUACACUUGCUGGAGGAAAGAGAUUCACCCGCUUAGAUCUUCGACAAGCCUAUCAACAGAUGGAAGUUGACAUUGACAGUCAACAGUACCUAACAAUCAACACUAUCAAAGGCUUCUGCACAUUCACCAGACUACCAUUUGGUAUCAAAACAGCUAGUAUAUUUCAGAAGGCAAUGGAUUGUAUUUUGAGCGGCCUACCUGGAGUCUGUUGUUUUCACGAUGAUAUUUUGUUCUCUGGCAACUCUGACAAGGAGCAUGACGAUUGUACCAGGAAGGUACUCAACAGACUGGAUCAGGCAGGUGUACGACUUCGAAGUGACAAAUGUGAAUUCAACAAGUUGGAAGUCCAGUAUCUCGAACAUAUUGUUGAUCAACGCGGUUUACGGCCUACCCAAGAGAAAAUUAGAGCAAUCAAGGAGGCCCCAACACCUACAAAUGUGUCUGAAUUGAAAUCCUUUUUGGGAUUACUCUAUUAUUAUAAUCGCUUUUUGCCCAACUUGUGUGAUACCUUGAAGCCACUUCAUUUAUUGUUGCAAAAGGGUAAACAGUGGAAGUGGACUCACAAGGAAGAAGAAGCUUUCGACCUAUCACUUCCAGUGAAGUUGUCGUGUGAUGCCUCUUCAUAUGGCAUUGGGGCUUGUCUAACUCAUGUGUAUGAAGAUGGAUCAGAACGGCGAGUCGCCUUGCUUCGAGGACACUGUCUUCAACUGAGAAAGGCUAUGCUCAAAUAUCUUGUUGGACGAAGUUUCACUCUUGUGACUGAUCACAAGCCACUGACAAGGAUUUUGGGUUCAAAGCAAGGGGUGCCUGCACUAGCUGCAGCUAAGCUACAGCGAUGGAUGCUGAUACUGGGUGCUUAUGACUACGAUUUGGAGUACAAGGCCGGUGAACAGAACAAGUGGAUUAUUGUGAAACACUUCCUGUGUCUGCUGCAGAAGUGA